AUGAGUAAAAAGGUAAGAGAUAAUUUCGAGUUAAAGGUGUUUCGUUAGACAUCUCCGGAAGAAGAGUUGGAAAAACAAUACAGGGAAUACAAAGCCCAAUUUGAGAAAUGGAGGGAAGCAAACAGGUAGGUUCUUGUUAUCAUCAACAUAAUAUUUUCAGGGGUUCCGAAGGAUCAGAAGGUUAUAUUCAAUACGUUAAACAGUUCGAGAAAUGGGAACGAGACGUGGAAGCGAGGAGGCGAUCUGUAAGAGCAAAAUCUGAGCAAGAAAGACGACAACAAGCUUUGCAAGAGCAACAGAAGCAACAUAAUGAAGAAGGUGAGUUUAUUAAAUGGAGUUUUAGUAUUUUUAGAAGCCGCAGCCAAAUAUGCUGAGCAACAAAAAAGUUAUAUGGCCAUGCAUCAAAAGGCGAUGCUGGAAGAAGAACGGCAACGGCAACAACGACAGAACCCAGCACAGGCUCAAGGCCAUGCGGAUGAAACAAGUGAGUAAAGUAUGAUAUUAAUUUAUACCUAAAAUUUGGAAUUUUAGUAAAAAGAGGUCCUCACAUUCAAGCAGAACCUCAGCCCUUGUUUUCUACGCAGAAUGUUCAACGGUCUGCUCUUUGGGGUCCGGAUGGUGCAGAUUUUCCUCCAACAGAUCCUAUGUCUAUUCGAUGGGGAAUCAGAGCGGCUCCACCCAACUUCAAAGUAAUGUAUGAACCUCCACCGAGCAAUGUUCCAAUUAACCCAUCGUGGUAUUUGAUGAAGAAGAUGGAGGAUCAAGGGCUUUUCUACGGAUAUAAUGUGAAUUUGAAUGGGGUCCCGGAGAUUUCUUCAGAAGGAAUUCCGCCAUCGUUAUUCAAUGCAGUUAAAGAUGGUCCCGAAGGAACGAUCUUGCCAAUUACAACCUCUGGAGGCCAGGCUUUUCCACCACCGAUGAAUCGAUCUCUUAACGUCCCUCCGCCACCGACAGACUUUUCGGUUCCGCCGCCUGGUCUAGUAUAA
Messenger RNA from Bursaphelenchus xylophilus (pine wood nematode), 986 nucleotides. NCBI's taxonomy places the organism in Eukaryota, Metazoa, Nematoda, Chromadorea, Rhabditida, Aphelenchoididae. The record is from the annotation of a GenBank genome assembly.